UGAGAGACAGCUGUUUGUGCUGAAUGUGUGAUCGGAUCAUGCUGUGGACGACCGCUCUCUGUCUGUGUCUGUGCGUUCGGUCUCUGGCGGGUUACGUUCCAGCACACGGGCGUCUGAGUGCAGACAAACUGCUGCUCGUCUCCUUUGACGGCUUCAGGUGGGACUAUGACAGGGAUGUGGACAGGCCGCACCUGGACGCCAUGGCGAAGGACGGGGUCAAAGCCACAUACGUGACACCUGCAUUCCUCACUGCCACCAGCCCGCCACACUUCACCAUCCUGACACGUAAAUACACUGAGAAUCACGGCGUCAUUCACAACAUGUGGUUUAACAGCAGCACCUGCGAGAAGAAAUCCUACUACAAGUCCCAGUUUGUGAAUGCGUGGUGGGACAAUGGGAGUUUGCCUAUCACGGCUCAGAGACAGAACUACAGCAGCAAGCAGUAA
This is a messenger RNA of Sinocyclocheilus grahami, 446 nucleotides long. Its product is annotated as ectonucleotide pyrophosphatase/phosphodiesterase family member 7-like. The record is from RefSeq and is a predicted model, not a curated record. The transcript is spliced from 3 exons. The coding region runs from base 24 to 446 and encodes 140 amino acids. NCBI's taxonomy places the organism in Eukaryota, Metazoa, Chordata, Actinopteri, Cypriniformes, Cyprinidae.